ACUCCUUGGGAGAAUCUUGAGGCUUCUGUGGAGUUGUCUGAAGUGAAGCCAUCCCAGUGAACCACCACCAGCGCUGUCCCUCCUGAACACUUGUUUGCUUCAGCCUCAGCCUCCCAGACAUCCUCCAGGAAUGUCUCUUCAUCCUUGUUAUCUACAAUUAUUGUAGCUCCUUCUCUGACCAUGUCAGUGAAUAAAACUUCCCCAGAAAUACAGACAUCCCUGCACUGGCAAGCCCCAAGCCAGGCACCAUAUGUGCCAGGACCCCUGGAAUUCCUCGAGUCCUGCAGUAUCAGAAGUGCUGCUGUUCUCAAGAGAAGCCCUUCAGCUGAGGUUGGAGACAUUUCAAGAAGAGAUCCUUUGCAGACUUCCACUCAACUCUUGGCCUUGGAUACAAGCCAGGAACAACCAGAGAAGAGCUGCGAUGAGGUGAGAAGCAAGCUUUCAAUGCUUCUAGAUGUCCACCAGAUCUUGGUAGGCAAUCAAGAUCUUCCUAAGCCCUCAUUAGUGAUCCAGGACCCUCUCAAACUGACCAGCUCUGUUCAGCCUCCAAUACAAGAAAACACUGGUUCUGGGGAUGUCCUCUGGGGCAAGUGCCACCUAAAUCACCAGGACAGAGGGAAUCUUGAUGAGGAAAGUGAGUGUAGUCCGGGGUGGGCAGAUGUUGCAGUCUUGGUGGAGAACAUUCAUCUCCCCCAGAUAGUCCAUUCUUUGGAUGACUUUGACCAGUGCAACCACCCCAUAGUCAUUGAAGCCCAAGAAACUGGAGUAAACAAGGUGAAAAACAUGCAAGAGAACUCAGGUAUCACAAAGCGUCCUUCACCUCAAGUGAGGAAGAACAAACAUAAAGCCUCCAGCCUAAUCACUGAAGCUCCUGCAGGGAAAGUCCAACUGAAGACCCCUGAGGGCCUGUUAAAGGGAGAAGAGCUCAUUUGCAGUGAAGACACCAGGGAUAGGACUUCCAUGGACAUGGCUGAGCUGAAGAACAACAAACCCCUGAGUGUAGCAUUUGGCAGGACCAAUCAAGCUAAUGGAGGUGGGAAAACUAGGACCAAGAGAACAAGAGAAAACAAAAGUAAGAAAAUGCCAGAGAGGAAGCAGUUGGGGCUCAAACUCAAGGAAGAGGAAAGGCCAAACAUUUCCAACUCGAAGCGCAAAAGACGCCAACCUGCACUUGGCCAAGAUGUCUUUAAAGUACCUCGAACCUGCCUAGGUAUGCAUAUGCUGGAGUCUGUGCAGGUUUUCUAUCCCUUAGGGAGGAAGAGAGAUAAGACAGCAGGGCCCUUUCCCUCCUGGGCACGGGGAACACUGAAUUCCACCAAAGACUCCAAGAAAUCACCAGCGGCCAAACCAUGGCAGGGGGCCCCACAUGAGGGGAAGGGGCCUGAGAGUGCUAGGAACCAGCACAGCAGCACCCAGGCAGAGGAGUCAUCUGCAUCCCUGAGUGAGCUCCCACCACCUGGGCAGGUGAGGUUAAUACCUUUGCACUUUCCCAGCUCAGAAAAGCCUCAGGUAAAACCUAUUUCUAGAAGGCCACAGGCUUUAGUCUCAAGGAGACCCGCUGUAGCUUUCCCUGUCCACCCUGUUGCUUCCAACACAGCUCAGCCAUCCCAAACAGCAGCUGGCAACACCUCUCUGAUGGGUCCUUUCAAACCAGCUAGGCCAGUCCUGGAAAAUGCUAAUCAGCCACAUUGGACCAUCUCAAAACAACCUGGACUUUCUCAGUCUGCAUUAUCUAAGGCUGCAUGCCAGGAAACACUACCACCUGCCUCUCUCAAAAGCAAGCUUGUUGCCUCUGCUGAGACCAAAUGCAGGGCCCCACCUCAGCUGCAAAACCCAUUUUUCCUGCAAGAUUUUAGUCGCCAACCGAUUCCCUGGAGGGAACCCAACGUGCCUGAGCCUGUUAAGUCCAGCCCCAUUACAGAAGAACAGAGGCCAGAGCGCGAGGCCAUGAAGAGGCAGGCUCAGCAAGAGCGGGAGCUGGCAGCCAAAUGCACCUCCUUAGGGAAACUGCAGUUUUUCAGGCAGAGAGAGGCAGACAGGGAAGUUGCUCAAUACUAUGGCUACUCAAGAUAAGAGGCAACAGCACUGUCUGAUUGUCUUGGCUACCAAGCGCUUACCCACAUAGAUAUGUAGAGAGAUAAAUAGACACUUAAUGAUUCUGAUGUACUAUUGAAGGUUAACAUAACCACAUACUGUUCAAGGGAGGAGUACAGUAGAAGUGAUACAUAGUAA
This is a messenger RNA of Cavia porcellus (domestic guinea pig), 2232 nucleotides long. It is a transcript of the gene CUNH2orf78, whose product is annotated as chromosome unknown C2orf78 homolog. Lineage: Eukaryota; Metazoa; Chordata; Mammalia; Rodentia; Caviidae. The record is from RefSeq and is a predicted model, not a curated record. The coding region runs from base 181 to 2073 and encodes 630 amino acids. The transcript has 2 exons.